Molecule: messenger RNA, 1194 nt
Organism: Paraphaeosphaeria sporulosa
Lineage: Eukaryota; Fungi; Ascomycota; Dothideomycetes; Pleosporales; Didymosphaeriaceae
Exons: 4
Coding region: 1-1194 (397 amino acids)
Source: RefSeq, a predicted model, not a curated record
AUGUCUGAACAAACCAUUCCAAACCGCGGCCCACAGCUGGUAGCUGUUUGCUCCACAUUCGCUUCUUUGGCAUUUGCUUCAGUGCUGCUAAGAGUCUAUGUUCGAGUCCGUCUUGUGCGAGCCUUUGGGUGGGAUGAUGCCUUUAUGAUCACGGCCUUGCUCUUCCAACUCAUGUUCACCGUGUCGGCCAUCAUGGGUGUCCAGUAUGGAACAGGGCGACACAUGAGCAUGCUCAACCCUCCCGAAAUUGAGACGGCGCUGAUGUACUGGUAUCUAUGCUACCCCGCCUACUGCAUGGCCAUGAUAGCAGCAAAAAUAUCGGUCGGUCUCUUCCUCCUUCGCGUCACUGUCCAACCGCAUUACCGACGCAUCAUCUACAUUGUAAUGGGCGCAACAGUCGCUACUGGCCUUGUUUUCUUCUUCGUCUCAGUGCUGCAAUGCCACCCGGUCAGCUAUUUCUGGCAAAAGUUCACCGGCAGUGGAAAAUGCGUCAACAUCGACAUCAUCAUUGGGGUCGCCUUCGCGUACAGCGGCGUUGCAUCGGUUUGCGACUUCACCUUUGGUCUACUCCCCAUCUUCUUAGUGUGGAACUUGAACAUGGCAAAGAACCAGAAGCUCAUGUUGAUUCCGAUCCUAAGUAUGGCAUGCGUCGCGAGUGUUGCAGUCACCGUCCGCAUGGGUUACUUGAUGAAGUUCAAGAGUCCUGAUUUCCUCUGGGAUACUCUCGACGUAGCUGUCUGGUCCGACAUUGAGCAAGGCUUGGCCAUCACAGCUGGCAGUCUCGCUACCCUUCGCCCACUCUACCGAGACAUCACGAAGCGCCUGUUAGGAUGGACCGAUGCUGGCACGGGCACUUUUCCCACGGAACGCAAGGCGGACUCGCGGAAAUGGUACCGCACGCCGUCCGUCGAUCAUCACAAGAAGAGUGGGCCGUUCAGUCUUGUGUCGAUAACACGGGCUGGAGAUGAAGAACCGAGAAGGAGCGCGGAGAGUGACGAGGAGUUCGCAGCUCGAAUAGGCAGACCAGCGCCACUUCCCAAGUCGAGGAAUGACCUCGUUGCGGCCAACGAAGACAGCAAAGGGUUCAACUCGUGGAGAAUCCAGGUUGGCGAUCGAAGCGAUGAAGAUCUGACCGUCGCUCGUGGAAUUACUAGACAGACAGAUGUCUUUCUGGAAAGCAGCAAACAUCACUAA